This is a messenger RNA of Cyphellophora europaea CBS 101466, 1716 nucleotides long. RefSeq lists its product as uncharacterized. The transcript has a single exon. The coding region runs from base 1 to 1716 and encodes 571 amino acids. Lineage: Eukaryota; Fungi; Ascomycota; Eurotiomycetes; Chaetothyriales; Cyphellophoraceae. The record is from RefSeq and is a predicted model, not a curated record.
AUGGCGCUCCUGAUACCGAAUGGCUUCUUCACGCUAUGGCUGCUUACAUACUUGACCAGCUUUGGUGGCAGCAGCAUCCCUCCCUCCUCAGCCUCAGCCUCCGCCUCCAACCACAACCACAUCUUCAACGCCCUCCACUCCACCCUCCGCCAAUGGGACGAAUCCCUGCACCACAACGGCGUCUCCUUCUUUCUCGCGACCAUCCCGGCCGGCACGCGUCUCUACCACGGCCGCGGCGACACCGAGCUGCUUGGGGACGGGGUGAUGGAGUGGUUGGCGCUAGAGCCGGAGCAUGCGAGUAAUUUUGCUGUGAGGGUGGAGCGCAAUGGUUCUGAGCCGGACCUUUCGCCCAAGUGGGGUUGGACGUGGCAGCAGGUACAGGUACAGGAACAGGAGCCAAGCCAAGGCCAGGACUGGGUGCACGGCCGCGGCCCUGCUGCGAUGGGCGAGGAGAUGCGUCUUGUUCCGCUACACGCUCUGUCUUCCUCUGCUGCCGGUGGAUGUGCGUCUGAGGCUUCUUCAGCCGAUCAGAGGCUCCUCCUGGGCCAACCACAACCACGACCACCGCCACAGAACGACUAUAAACUCUACCCAGGCUACCUACACACCUACACCGCAACACGCGACCUACGACUCCUUUACAUCGACGGCCAAUCCGCCGCCAAGUCGCCCAUCGGCACGCUGUCCAGCCAGGACCUCAUCCUCCUGCGGCACUCCUCCAAGCGGCCCAAAGGACUUUUCGGCGAGAGCGCGCGCGCCAGGGGACUCUGCGAACUGGCGGCCAACGAGUGGGGCCGCAGCAUCGAUGGAGUCGUGCGCAUGGAGCAUGGUUUUGAGGUCAUCGCGUGUGACUUCGGGGUGGUGCGGCGCAUGGGCGUCGUCGAGAAGUGGAGGCUGGGGCUUGAUUUCUGGCAUUUCUUGACCGCGGUUGCGGAUAGGUAUGGAGGGGUGGGUGAUGGGAGGGUGAGGGUGCGGACGGAGAGGUUUGUUAGUGUGUAUGCGGAUCCGGAGAUGGGGCGGUUGUGGCAGGACAGUGAGGAUGGGGUGUUGCCGAAUAUCAGUCGGAUUUCGGACACUGCGGCGGAAAGGGUGGCGGGGCAGGUGAGGGAGUUGGUGAUGAGUGGAAGGCUCCCAGGAGAGGUAGAGGAGAAUGGUCGGCGGCAGGAAGUGGAUUGGAGGGAGAUUUCAGAUCUGUACGUGACGCGCUAUGCUCGCAGGCUGCAGUACCUUUCCGAGCGGGAAGCCUGGGCGUCGGCCGAGGCAAGGGCCAAUGCUACCCAGGCCGUGUAUGGAGUGUACCUCGACGGAGCUGACUAUGAGACACAUGACAGUCGGCCGGCGAUUCAGAGAUGCACGGAGGCAUUUAUACCCCCUGCCCAGCUUGAUUUGCCGUGGGAGGAGCAGAGCAUGGCGCAGCAAUCAGUGACGAACGUGGCGUGUGAGAUUUGCACUGUGCUGUAUUCCGUCAUGACUAUACUCGCGGGAGAUUUUGAAGAGCAGCAGAUGAGGCUCGACGGGUUGAAGGAGUGGUUGCAGUGGCCAGCAUUCAAAGUCUGUGAUGAGGGGAGGGGCUGUAGGGUCGACGAGGUCUGUUUCGUGGCCAUUUGGCCGUGGGGUGGGAAGGAGGAUCACGAGGAGCCACGGUGCUGGGAUAGGGAAGCGUUGGCUAGGAGGACGGGCCUUGGAGGAUACUGGCGGAUGGGAGAAGCGAGGUAG